Molecule: messenger RNA, 1549 nt
Organism: Mastomys coucha (southern multimammate mouse)
Lineage: Eukaryota; Metazoa; Chordata; Mammalia; Rodentia; Muridae
Gene: Snrpd2
Product: small nuclear ribonucleoprotein D2 polypeptide
Exons: 4
Coding region: 325-681 (118 amino acids)
Biological process (GO): spliceosomal snRNP assembly; RNA splicing
Cellular component (GO): catalytic step 2 spliceosome; U1 snRNP; precatalytic spliceosome
Molecular function (GO): RNA binding
Source: RefSeq, a predicted model, not a curated record
ACCUUACCCGGCGCGGGGCCACGCCCCUCACGGAAGUCGAUCGAGAAACUGUCGCUCAAGGAAAAAGGGGCGGCAUCCAUCCCUAAAACAAGGAGCCGGUUGGUUUGCCUGAAGCCCUGCCCUCGAGAAAAGUGUCGGCGGGGGCGCGCCGCCUGAGAGGUCGCUAUGGCAACAGGACACGCCCACAACCGCUGGGGUUUGGUUGCGCAGGCGCCGACGGAAGUGAGCCGCAGGAGACGGAAGACCCGCCCUUCUCUCCCUGUACUCCGAAGGGUUGAGCAACGCGCUUGUAGGCGGGAGUGAUCUGCGAGCAAAACCUCCACCAUGAGUCUCCUCAAUAAACCCAAGAGUGAGAUGACCCCAGAGGAGCUGCAGAAGCGGGAGGAGGAGGAAUUCAACACAGGUCCCCUGUCAGUGCUCACGCAGUCGGUCAAGAACAACACACAAGUGCUCAUUAACUGUCGAAACAACAAGAAGCUGCUGGGCCGGGUGAAGGCCUUUGACAGGCACUGCAACAUGGUGCUGGAAAAUGUGAAGGAGAUGUGGACUGAGGUCCCCAAGAGCGGUAAGGGUAAGAAGAAGUCCAAGCCUGUCAACAAAGACCGCUACAUCUCCAAGAUGUUCCUGCGCGGGGACUCGGUCAUCGUGGUGCUGCGGAACCCUCUCAUCGCCGGCAAGUAAAGUGGAGGCCUUGGCCCUCGGAGCCUGCUCCCUGCCCUGCUGAGGCCUGAAGAACCCUGCCCAAGUGAGCUAGAAAUAAAACCCUGUACUUUUUGUUUUUUAUGUUCUCCAGUGGUCUUCUCUGCCCUUGGGUCUUAGAGAAAGAAGGAGUGUGUUGGGCUGAGCACUAGGACAGGGCCUGUGGGUGCUGUGACAUAUGACAGCUCCGUCUGCAAAGGAGACAGAAAGGACCUUAAUUGGACUUUUGUGUAUUGUGGGCAGAGGGAUUCUCUGACACUAUGCAAGUGGGAAAGGCAGGCCUAUUUAAGAGGAUCGUGGAAGGACCCAGCUUUGUUCUGGACUGUACACAGGGCCUUCUGUCCUACCCACAGCUCUGUCCAUCUGUAUCUCUGUCUCUGCCCUCCCAGGUAAUUCCAAACACAAAAUUUAGGAGAUCAUGGGCUGGAGGUCAGGACUAUCUGCCUUCUUUAAAUAUAUAUAAAACAUGUAUGGGUGUUUUGCCCGGAUGUGUCUGUUCUUGAUACCCAUAGAAGCCAGGAAAGGAAGGUAGGAUCCCCUAGAAGUAAUUACAUGUGGUGAGCAACCAUGUGGGUGCUGGGAGUGAAACCUGGGUCAAGACGGGUUCUCUCUAUAGUCCUGGCUGUCCUGGAACUCGCUUUGUAGACCAGGCUGUCCUCAAACUCAGAGAUUCCCCCUGCCUCUGCCUCCUGAGUGCUGGGAUUAAAGGUGUGUGCCACCACCAUCCAACCUGUCCUCCUGAACUGUGGAAGUCACAGCUAGCGUCACCCUGUGAGUCCCUGUACAGAGCUUCGAAGCCUGCAGCCAAGAUAACUGCAGUGCUAGGUCAAUAAAGACAUGUGUUCUCUGA